Molecule: messenger RNA, 975 nt
Organism: Hippopotamus amphibius kiboko
Lineage: Eukaryota; Metazoa; Chordata; Mammalia; Artiodactyla; Hippopotamidae
Product: olfactory receptor 6C1-like
Exons: 1
Coding region: 1-975 (324 amino acids)
Biological process (GO): G protein-coupled receptor signaling pathway
Cellular component (GO): membrane
Molecular function (GO): G protein-coupled receptor activity; olfactory receptor activity
Source: RefSeq, a predicted model, not a curated record
AUGAGAAACCACACAGAAAUGACAGAGUUUGUCCUCCUGGGACUGUCCAAUGACCCACAGCUUCAGGCUGUGAUCCUUGUCUUCCUGCUCAUCACCUACAUGCUCAGCAUCAUGGGGAACCUGACCAUUAUCACCCUGACCCUACUGGAUCCCCACCUCCAGACCCCCAUGCAUUUCUUCCUCAGAAAUUUCUCCCUAUUAGAAGUGUCCUUCACCACUGUCAGUAUACCCAAGUUCCUGGGCACCAUCAUUUCAGGAGAUAAAACCAUUUCUUUUCACGAUUGUAUGGCUCAGUUAUUUUUUUUCAUUCUCCUGGGAGUCACUGAGAUUUACCUUCUGGCUGCCAUAUCCUAUGACCAUUACAUUGCCAUCUGCAAACCUCUGCAUUACACGACCAUCAUGAACCACAGAGUCUGUGCACUGCUUGUCUUGGCUUCUUGGCUGGCUUCACUCUUAAUCAUAUUCCCGUCACUCCUGCUCUUCAUACAGCCCAAUUACUGUAAGUCCAAUGCUAUCAACCAUUUUACUUGCGAUUAUUUCCCCUUAUUGUGCCUUUCUUGUUCAGACACAGAAUUCCUAGAGAUACUGGGCUUUUCCUGUGCUGUGUUUACUCUAAUGUUCACUUUGGCAUUGAUAAUUCUGUCCUACACAUGUAGCAUCAGAACAAUUUUGAGGAUCCCUUCUACUAGUCAGAGGACAAAGGCCUUUUCCACGUGUUCUUCCCACAUGACAGUCAUCUCCAUCUCUUAUGCCAGCUGCAUUUUCAUGUACAUUAAUCCAUCAGCAAAGGAUAGAGUGUCUUUGAGCAAGGGAGUGGCUGUGCUAAACACCUCAGUAGCCCCCAUGUUGAGCCCCUUUAUUUACAGCCUAAGGAAUCAGCAAGUCAAGCGAGCCUUCAUGGACAUGGUAGGAACAUUGUAUUUUUCUCAAGCAAAUGGAAAAAUAAGACUGCUGUUUCAUAAAUUAGAGGUGUAA